AGCUCCAAGACGCCAUAUAAGAAGAUAACAGGAUUCGGUUAUUAUUGCAGCCUGAAAUCAUUGUUUAGCACAGUUUAAGCUGAUUGAAGAAAUGAAGUGCAGUAAACUAGAUAUAAUUUGCUUCGUUGUGCUGUUGCAGUUGAGCGCGAUAAUCGCCACUAAUUACCAUGGAUACAAGGUUUAUGAGGUGGUUCCAAUGACGAAAAAGCAAACAGAUAUUGUGCACACGUUAUCAGAAGAUCCCAAGUACGAUUUCUGGAGGGAAGGCAGAAUUGUUGGUAAACCCAGUCAAAUAAUGGUAGCACCCGAAGAUCAAGGGGGUUUUGAAGAAAAUCUUUCAAGGAAUGGUCUCGGCUACGCUGUGGUGGCUGAAGAUGUGGAGGAAGUUCUUCGGCAGGAAAAAAUCGAAAGAUCUUUAACCAGAUCAGGGCUUUCUAUAGGCGAUGUUACAUUCAGCAGUUUUAUGCUCUAUAACGAGCAAAUGGCAUAUGUUCGAAGAUUGGCUACUGAUUACCCGGAUAUAACCACUUUGGAACUGAUCGGGCAAUCAUAUGAAGGCAGAGACAUACUGGCCUUAAAAAUAUCAAGCGGAGAAAGUGAAACAGCGGUGGCGAAGCCAACAAUUCUGAUCGAUGCAGGAAUCCACUGUAGAGAAUGGAUAGCUCCAACAGUGGCCCUGUAUAUUCUCUAUCAGCUUGUUCAGAAUAGUUCAAAUGCUGCCCUUUAUCAGAACGUUGAUUGGGUUAUUGCCCCUAAUAUGAACCCUGAUGGGUAUGAAUAUACUCAACGGACGGUAAGAAUUUCUUUCUAAGUAAGCGAAUUUUCA
Dendroctonus ponderosae (mountain pine beetle) is the source of this 826-nucleotide messenger RNA. RefSeq names its product zinc carboxypeptidase A 1-like. Bases 92 to 811 code for a protein of 239 amino acids. NCBI's taxonomy places the organism in Eukaryota, Metazoa, Arthropoda, Insecta, Coleoptera, Curculionidae. Gene Ontology annotation, biological process: proteolysis. The record is from RefSeq and is a predicted model, not a curated record. The transcript has 5 exons. Gene Ontology annotation, molecular function: zinc ion binding; metallocarboxypeptidase activity.